Messenger RNA from Gossypium raimondii (Peruvian cotton), 3627 nucleotides. RefSeq names its product polyadenylation and cleavage factor homolog 4. Lineage: Eukaryota; Viridiplantae; Streptophyta; Magnoliopsida; Malvales; Malvaceae. The record is from RefSeq and is a predicted model, not a curated record. Gene Ontology annotation, molecular function: RNA polymerase II complex binding; mRNA binding. The coding region runs from base 283 to 3297 and encodes 1004 amino acids. Gene Ontology annotation, cellular component: cytoplasm; mRNA cleavage factor complex. The transcript has 7 exons. Gene Ontology annotation, biological process: termination of RNA polymerase II transcription.
UCAGCGAAAAAAAAUAAAGAAAAAAAGGGAAAACGAAAAGUACCAGACUCUCGUAUUUGUAACACACUAAAACAGCAUCUGUUUAUUGUUCGAUGCUGGCAACAAAAACCCUAAUUUAAUCAGCAUCGAUUCACGAUGGGCCGCAAGCCCUAAUACCUUUACCGUUUCGGCUACUUUUUCUCUGAUACAUGUAUGGAAUCAGAGAAAAUCCUACUUUCCCGAGAAAACCCUAGAAAAUUUUCAUCUUUUUCCUAAACCAAUAGCAACAGUAGCAAUAGCAGCAUGGCCAUAUCCAAUGAACUAGCCCAAAAGCAACUACCGUCGAUAUCGGAACGGUUCAAGGCUUUAUUGAAGCAACGGGAAGAUGAGCUCAGGGUUUCCGGCGGUGUUGCUGAUGAUGAUGGGGCAACGCCGACUACGGAGGAGAUUGUUCAGCUUUACGAGGUUGUAUUAUCGGAACUAACUUUCAAUUCGAAGCCCAUAAUUACUGAUCUCACGAUCAUUGCCGGUGAACAGCGAGAGCACGGCGAAGGCAUUGCCGAUGCUAUUUGCGCACGAAUUAUUGAGGUUCCAGUAGAGCAAAAACUUCCUUCGUUAUAUCUAUUAGAUAGCAUUGUAAAAAAUAUUGGCCGAGAAUAUGUUAGGUAUUUCUCUUCCCGUUUGCCAGAGGUAUUUUGUGAGGCAUACAGGCAAGUUAAUCCUAACUUGCAUCCUGCAAUGCGACAUCUAUUUGGCACAUGGUCAACAGUUUUUCCGCCUUCCGUGCUACGUAAAAUCGAGAUGCAACUGCAGUUUUCUCAAACGGGGAACCAACAAUCUUCUGGAGUAACUUCCUUGCAGUCUUCUGAAUCACCUCGUCCAACACAUGGCAUACAUGUUAAUCCUAAGUACUUGCGGCAGUUUGAACAACAGUCAGGUGCAGAUAGUAAUACGCAGCAUGUAAGAGGCAUGUCUGCUGGUCAAAAAUUGUAUGGUCAAAAACAUACAAUUACAUAUGAUGAAUUUGAUUCUGAUCACACUGAGGUUCCAUCCUCACACGUUGGUGUGCAAAGAUUGAGCUCAACUGGAAAUGUUGGCUGUACUUCUCUUGCAAUUGGGGCUAAUAAAUCACAACUUUCUUCAGCUUCCAGAGUUUCAAGACCCUUCUCACCAUCAAGGAUUGGAUCUGAUAGACUUUUAUCAUCAGAAGUUGAUGAUCUUCCAUCAGAUGAUUCUCCUAGAAGGUUUGCGGAGGUAGCCUCUCCAUCUCGUCCUCCUGUCUUUGAUUUUGGACGUGGAAGAGGAACCAUCAGAGAUGAGGAAACAAGGGAGUGGCCAAGGAAGCACUUUUAUGGCGAUUACCGUAAUUGUUCUGAAGGUUCUUUAAAUUCAUACAAGCUUAGUAAUGGAAAUGAGCGCCAAACACUCAGGGCUUUAAUAGAUGCAUAUGGUAAUGAUAGAGGACAAGGAAUGUCUAACAGCAAGCCUGUACAAGUUGAGCGGCUGGAUGUAAAUGGCAUGGGCAAUAAGGUGACUCCAAGAUCAUGGCAGAAUACUGAAGAGGAAGAGUUUGAUUGGGAAGAUAUGAGCCCGACAUUAGCAGACCGAAGGAGCAAUGAAUUUUCAGUGUCAUCUGUUGCCACUUUUGGAAGCAUUGGAGCAAGGCCUGCUGGAUUAGAAUCUAAUAGGAGCAGUCGCUCUAAUCAAACUCAGCUGGCCCUUGAUGAAUCUUCAACAAUUCCUGAAGAUGCAGUUCCUUCACUGAGUUCUGGUCAUGGAUUAAAUCAGAUUCAACGUCCGCGUUAUCCUCAGGAUGCUUGGAGUAACUCAUAUCCUUUUUCCCAGUCAUCACACCAGCUUCAUGCCAAAGGAAGAGGAAGGGAUUUCUGGAUACCCUUUUCAGCUAGUGGUAUAUCCUCGUUAGGUGGUGAGAAAAAUGUCCCUCUUAUUGAGAAAUUGCCUGAGGGUGGUUCACAAUUUGUUAGGCCUCCAGCCCUUGUUCCAAGAUCUGGUUCUUCUAGCCUUGACACUGUUACUGUUGUAACUCAACCAGCCAUGUUACCUUUGACUGCUGGGGCAUGGCCUCCAGUAAAUGUUCCUAAAUCUCAGCCGCCAAAUGCGCACACUAACUAUUCACUGCAGCAGCAUGGUAGGAGUCACUUUGAUUCUUUGAAUCCUAUCAAUGCUGCCAUGAAUCAGGGUCAAAACAAACAUCCAUAUAUGCCUGAACAAUUUGAUAAUUUUGAAAGCAAGGAGCAAAGUUUGAAAACUGUGCCACAAUUGCCUGGACAACGCCCUGCAUUGCAACAGCGAAAUUCGUUGCAUGGAUCUUUGCAGCCACACUUUCCCCCUAAUGACGCUCGAGAUAGUUUUCUUUCAUCCGCAACAGGACCUUUACCACCACGCUUAUUGGCACCAUCCAUGAAUCAUGGCUACUCUCCCCAAAUGCAUGGUGCCGGCAUCAGUAUGGUCCCAUCUAAUCCAAUACCUGUUGCACAACCUCCUUUAUCAAUCCCAAAUAUGCCAACUGGCUCAUUGCAUUUGCAGGGGGGAGCCAUGCCACCUCUCCCCCCUGGUCCUCGUCCGACAUCUCAAAUGAUGCCUGCCGCCCAAAAUGCUGGUCCAUUGCUCCCUAACCAACCGCAGGGCGGUCCAUUCACUGGUUUGAUUAGUUCCCUCAUGGCUCAAGGUUUGAUUUCAUUGACAAAACCAACUCCAAUACAGGAUUCUGUGGGACUUGAGUUUGAUGCAGACCUCCUCAAGGUGCGACAUGAGUCUGCUAUAAGUGCUUUAUAUGCUGAUCUUCCAAGGCAGUGCACAACAUGUGGCCUUCGGUUCAAGUUCCAAGAGGAGCAUAGUACUCAUAUGGAUUGGCAUGUGACAAGAAACCGGAUGUCUAAGAACCGUAAGCAGAAACCUUCUCGGAAGUGGUUUGUAAGUGCUAGUAUGUGGCUUAGUGGUGCGGAAGCUCUGGGAACUGAUGCAGUUCCUGGGUUUUUACCCACUGAGGACAUUGUAGAAAAGAAGGAUGAUGAAGAAUUGGCAGUUCCUGCUGAUGAAGAUCAGAACUUAUGUGCAUUAUGUGGUGAACCCUUCGAUGAUUUUUAUAGUGAUGAAACAGAGGAGUGGAUGUAUAGGGGGGCUGUCUACAUGAAUGCACCCAAUGGGUCAGUUGAAGGCAUUGAUAGAUCGCAGUUAGGUCCCAUAGUGCAUGCUAAAUGCAGGUCAGAGUCUAGUGUGGUUCCCCCUGAAGAUUUUGUACGGUAUGAUGGGGGAAAUCCUGAGGACAGUAGUCAAAGAAAAAGAUUGCGGAGUUAAACUUUAUUAGAUCGGCUUCUAAGCUUAUGUAUAACUUGGUUUGAGUUUCAUGUUAGUCGUAUGCUCUUUCUAAGUUUUAUCUUAGUGCUGGUGGUUGCAGUAGCUUGGCGAGAUGCCAAAACCAUGUACAUGUAUAGUUGAACUUGUACCAUGCACAUUAUCUUGCAGCAAAAAAGGUUACAGAUUCCAUCGGAGCCUUAAUUUUGUUGCAUUCUACUUGUUUCUUUCCUGCAAAAACACAUCCAGAGGAACCCUUUUAAACAUUCUUUUAUCGUGUCGCAGCUAGAAUCGUUAAAAUGUUAUAUGGGGAGUAUUGGUUUGAUUCGUCCA